This is a messenger RNA of Dalotia coriaria, 1578 nucleotides long. Its product is annotated as tubulin beta-1 chain. Gene Ontology annotation, biological process: microtubule cytoskeleton organization; mitotic cell cycle. Gene Ontology annotation, cellular component: microtubule; cytoplasm. The record is from RefSeq and is a predicted model, not a curated record. Lineage: Eukaryota; Metazoa; Arthropoda; Insecta; Coleoptera; Staphylinidae. Bases 102 to 1445 code for a protein of 447 amino acids. Gene Ontology annotation, molecular function: structural constituent of cytoskeleton; GTP binding; GTPase activity. The transcript has 2 exons.
AAUAAGUCUCGCGCCUAUAGGAGACUGCAUUUCACUUCACAUCUUGCGUGGUAAGCGUUCGUAUUUUAAUUAAGUAGUUUAUAAAUCAAUCCGAAACCAACAUGAGGGAAAUUGUACACAUCCAGGCCGGCCAGUGCGGUAACCAGAUCGGCGCUAAGUUCUGGGAGAUCAUCUCCGACGAGCACGGCAUUGACCCAACUGGUGCGUACCAUGGCGAUUCUGACCUUCAAUUGGAGAGGAUUAACGUAUACUACAAUGAAGCAUCCGGCGGCAAAUAUGUACCUCGUGCCAUUCUUGUCGAUCUGGAACCCGGCACCAUGGACUCUGUCCGCUCGGGACCUUUCGGACAGAUUUUCCGUCCGGAUAACUUCGUGUUUGGACAGUCCGGCGCUGGUAACAACUGGGCUAAGGGACACUACACGGAAGGUGCUGAACUCGUCGACUCGGUUCUCGAUGUCGUGCGGAAAGAGGCGGAAUCCUGCGAUUGCCUGCAGGGAUUCCAACUGACACAUUCGCUUGGCGGCGGUACCGGAUCCGGCAUGGGCACAUUGCUCAUCUCUAAGAUCCGUGAAGAAUACCCCGACAGGAUCAUGAACACCUAUUCGGUUGUACCGUCGCCGAAGGUGUCUGACACCGUCGUUGAACCCUACAAUGCCACCUUAUCUGUUCACCAGCUCGUUGAGAACACCGACGAGACCUACUGCAUUGAUAAUGAAGCUCUCUACGAUAUCUGCUUCAGGACGCUGAAGCUCACCACCCCCACAUACGGUGAUCUUAACCAUCUCGUGUCACUCACCAUGUCUGGCGUCACUACCUGCCUCCGUUUCCCGGGUCAAUUGAACGCCGAUCUGCGUAAGCUCGCCGUCAACAUGGUGCCAUUCCCGCGUCUCCAUUUCUUCAUGCCUGGAUUCGCCCCAUUGACCUCGCGCGGCAGCCAACAAUACAGGGCCUUGACCGUUCCGGAGCUCACCCAGCAAAUGUUCGACGCCAAGAACAUGAUGGCUGCUUGCGAUCCACGCCACGGCCGCUACCUCACCGUCGCCGCCGUCUUCAGAGGACGCAUGUCCAUGAAGGAGGUCGACGAACAGAUGCUCAACAUUCAGAACAAGAACAGCAGCUACUUCGUUGAAUGGAUCCCCAACAACGUCAAGACUGCCGUCUGUGACAUCCCACCACGUGGUCUGAAGAUGUCUGCCACCUUCAUCGGCAACUCCACCGCUAUCCAGGAAUUGUUCAAGCGCAUCAGCGAACAAUUCACUGCUAUGUUCAGGCGUAAGGCUUUCUUGCAUUGGUACACUGGCGAGGGCAUGGACGAGAUGGAAUUCACUGAAGCCGAAUCUAACAUGAACGACUUGGUCUCCGAGUACCAGCAAUACCAGGAGGCUACCGCCGAUGAGGAUGCCGAAUUCGAUGAGGAAGCCGAACAAGAAGUCGAUGAGAACUAAAUUUGUAUUAAUAACUUUUACUUUAUCCUUUAAACAUCGCUGGAGCAGUUUGAUCUGAUGCUUUAUUUCUAUUUGUGAACAUUAUUUUUUGUACAGAAACACAUUCCCAUCGAAUACAUAAUUACUUAACUUA